GCAGAACUUCCUCUCCUAUAAUUGCAACUUACAAAACCACUUUCGUCUUUGUGGCUGUACUGAUCCAGCAGUAAGAAACAAAUGCCUUUCACCAAACAAUUUUGAUUGUGGUCAUUAAAGAAAAACAGAACGGUUUAUAUUAGUCGGUGGACUGGCAGGUGGUGAUGACAGGCCACGUUUAGAGAUCUAUUAGUGUUAAAAUAGUUUUUAGCAGUUGAACCAAAACUUCCUGUUUCCUAAAUGCAACUGUGCGCAUCGCCAGAUUCCACUUAUUUUGGUUCAAAGCAUUGCAUUGCUUGCACAGGGGCAUUACAAAGACAUUGCUACAAUGGUGAUAAAAUUGGAAGUCUGGCUUAUUAUGACAUUGAAGAUCACACUAAUUCUGUGCCAAAAGGACGUGACGACCAUAAAGAAUCAACCCUGCGAUAUACAUGAGAACAAAACUGAGAUGACGAUUGUGGUCAACUGCGGUGGACGUGGACUCAAGGUAAUGCCGACGCUCCAGAGAAACACCACCUCCCUUGACCUUUCUGAGAACAGGAUCAAGAACUUAACAUCAGGAGUUUUCCGAUACCUGGAGAAUCUGACCGCUUUAAAUCUGAACUGGCUGAAUAAGAAUCAGAAGGUUGUUGUUGGCGACGAGGAGUUUGUGAAUUUGACCAAGUUGCGUACGUUGGAGCUCGACGGGUUCAGACUAAAGAACGUACCAAAAAAACUUCCAAAAAACCUGCAGGAACUAAUGCUUGUUGUGAACAACAUCAUCUGGUUAAACUCGACGACUUUUGCGCAUGUGCCAAAUCUGACACUUCUUUUUCUUUCGAAAAACUGCUUCUACUGGAAUCCUUGCUUGAGAGAUUAUCACAUAGAAGAUGGGAGUCUUUCGGUCCUGACAAGAUUGAAACAUCUUACUUUAUCGUACAACAACAUAACUCGAGUGCCCAGAGGAUUACCGGUGUCUUUAAGGACUCUCGAGCUCGCUUCAAACAGAAUCGCGUACGUCGGAGAGCAUGACUUCCAAGGACUCGACAAUCUGACAACUCUAAAGAUCCAAGGAAACUGCCCAAGGUGUAACAAUGCUCCAUAUCCAUGUGUUCCUUGUAAAAAUGUUUCCAUUGAAAUCCAUCCGCGAGCUUUUUCCAACCUUAAAAAGCUGCAGAUUCUGCACCUCGCAGGGAAUUCACUCACGUCCGUAGAUCCUGGCUGGCUCGCCAAUAUUUUGGAACUUAAGAAGCUCUACCUUUCGUUCAAUUACUUGUUCACAGCUGUCCAAGAGAAUGUUUUCUUGGGUAAUCUGCCACUGCUUACCAAACUUGAUCUUUCAUUUAACUUUGCCCUUAAGACUUACCCGCCCACUGUUACGCUAUCGCCCAGCUUCGCGAAUUUGACCUCGCUGAGGAUACUGAACCUUCGAGGAUUGGUGUUUCAAGAAAUCCAUGAUGAUACAUUCCGCUCUCUGUACGGCUUACGAAAUCUCUCUGUGUUGGAUGUAGGAAUAAACUUCAUUGUGCGUGCAAAUUCAAACAUAUUUGAAAAAUUCCAACACGUGAAACUACUCUAUCUUUCAGAAAACAGACUUUACCCGGUGAUCAAUAGGAACUUGAGAAAAGACACAGGUGUUGGUUUAAAAUCCUCGUUCGCGAUGCCGUCGGUGUCAGACCCUUACCCUAAAGAUCAUUCCUAUGAUGUUCCAAAAAAUCUCGUGAAGCCAGAGUGCUACGCCACCGGUCGAGUGUUGGAUCUCAGUCGAAAUAACCUGUUCCUAAUUUCUCCUGCACAGUUUGAGUCAUACGGGAACAUAUCUUGCCUCAAUCUCUCCAUGAAUGGCUUUUCCACGGCUCCGAAUGGAUCCGAAUUCACAUCGCUUCCAGGUCUCAAAUACCUAGAUUUGUCCUACAACAAAAUAGAUCUGGCUUACGAUCACGCCUUCCAAGAGUUACAGAGUCUUGAGGUGCUGGACCUGAGUUACAACCCCCAUUAUUUCACCGUACAAGGUGUGACGCACAAUUUGAACUUCCUCCAAUAUUUGCCCUCUCUGAAGGUGUUGAACAUGAGCUACAAUUACAUCUUCACGUUGACCACCAAAACCAUCUCAAGCGCAUCUAUUCAAGAGCUGCAAUUCAUUCACAAUAGUCUCGGCAGGAUGUGGAGGGAUCGAGACAGAACCUACGAUAGGCUUUUCGCAAACUUGACCAAUCUGACUUAUCUUGACAUAUCCUGCAAUGAUAUCGAGAAAAUCCCUUUUAGAGUUUAUACGCUUCUUCCCAGAAGCAUUCAGAAGUUGCGAUUAAGCCAAAACGAUCUGGUGGUUUUUAACUGGACGAUGUUAAGAAAUUUCCCACAUCUCCAAGAGCUCAUUUUAAAUAACAACAAGAUCUAUCAGAUAUCAAGUAAUUUGGCAAGUGAUGCUCCCUCUUUACAGUUCCUCAAUCUCCAGUACAACCGAAUAUCCAAGCUCUCCGAUGGAUUUCUAAAGGGAGCGGUAAACCUUGAGGCACUUGAUCUCAGUCACAACUAUCUCAUAACCAUCAACCAGUCCACGUUUCCACCUGAAACCGAGAGUUACCUGAAGAAGCUGUGGCUCAACGGCAACCCGUUCCACUGCACGUGCGACCUACUUGAAUUCAUUCUGUGGAUUUCUAAAACCAAUGUGAAAAUCCCUAAAUUGGUGACCUCGGUGCUGUGCGCCAUGCCGGAAGAGAGGAAAGGUCAGUCUGUUAUAAAAUUUAAAACUGAAGAAUGCAACAAUGACCAAUUGGCCUUUCUGGCGUGCUUCCUCUCACUUGUGUGCAUUAUAUGCACCACUUUCGUGGUCAUCGCAAUGCACCUUUUCUACUGGGAUGCCUCCUACUUAUUCUACUAUUUGAAAGCCAGAUUCACUGGGUAUCAGCACCUGAGCUCCGACAGCUGCAUCUACGACGCCUUCAUCACCUACGACACCAAGGACGUGCAGGUGUCCGACUGGGUGCUCAACCACCUGCGGGUGCAGCUGGAGGAACGAGGCGAGCGCUUCCUACCCAUCUGCCUGGAGGAGCGGGACUGGAUCCCCGGCUCUCCCGUCUUGGACAGCCUGACCCAGAGCAUCCAGCACAGCCGCAAAACCGUCUUCGUGCUGACCGAGGCUUACGUGAACAGCGGCUCCUUCAAGCUGGCCGUCUUCCUGGCUCACCAGAGGCUGGUGGAGGACAACGAGGACGUGAUCGUGCUGCUGCUCCUGGAGCCCGUGCUGCAGUACUCGCAUUUCCUGCGGCUGCGCAGGCGUCUGUGCGCUCGCAGCAUCCUCGAGUGGCCGCGCUCCUCGUCCGCCGAAGCCUGGUUCUGGCAAUCCCUGCGGAACGCCAUACGGGUGGACAACCAGGCCAUGUACAGCGAACUCUAUAGCCGAUACUUCACCACCAAGUAGAUGCAGAAACCUGAUUUGAAAACUAGUACCAUGCUAAAUUGUUUUAAUGACCCCUUAAUGACCAAAAUAUGAUCAAAAUAUGAGGGAAGAACAAAACACUAAUCUUGUUUAAGGUACUUAUCUGACAAAAUUAUUUGGCAAAACAGAAAAAAAUGCAUAUUAAUAUUUAAUGAUCACUUUUAUACUGUACAUGGAAUUUCAAGCUUAUUUGCUUGGUCACUAAUGUAUUAAAUAUUGAAUUUUGUAUUUUUUUUUUAUUGAAGGCUGAAACUCACUUGCACACUGUGAAAAGUGAUAUGAUCUGUAAGUCAUGCCAAUGUUUUCACAUUACUUUAACUCAUCGAAAUAAUUUACACAGUUUCAACUUUAUAAGUUAUCAACUCAAUUUUUUAAAGUCGGUUUAAUAUAAUAAAGUUGAAAUUGUACAAACAAGAUGAUUCAACUCAAUGUAAGACAGGAACUGAAAGGUUUUUAAGUGAAAAAGGCGGAAUUUUUUACAAAUGUAAAUUCAAACUAUUAAAACAAAAAUAUUUACAAUAACAGUCCAAAAGUCAUUGUUUCUCGUUGCAAACAAAGGAACAUUUCACAAGGAGCAUCUGUUUUUUCUAUUUUUCAUAACAAAAUGAUAAAAACUUAUAUACAUACAUUUACAAUAAGGUUCCAGUUGUUGACAUUAGUUAGUUAACAUGAACUAACAGUGAGAUACUCCUAAAGCAUUUAUUAAUCUCAGUUAAUGUUCAUAAUAUUAUUAAAAUCAAAAAGCUGUAUUUUUAUUAACUAAUGUUAACAAAGAUUAAAUGCAUUGCUCAUUGUUAAUGCAUUAACUAACAUUAACUAAUAGGACUUUAUUGUAAAUGUUAGUGAAAUUUCAAGUGAAAAGCGGUACAACAAAAUCGAUCCUUAACUUGGUCACUUGUUGUAAUUUACUUUACCUGUGUUUAUUUUUUAUCCAAGGCACUUGCAAUAUCUUGUAAAAUGUAAAUUCAAACUAUUAAAAUUAUUUACACCACCGGUCCAAACUUAA
This is a messenger RNA of Megalobrama amblycephala (Wuchang bream), 4424 nucleotides long. Its product is annotated as toll-like receptor 8. Gene Ontology annotation, cellular component: plasma membrane. Gene Ontology annotation, molecular function: pattern recognition receptor activity; protein binding. The record is from RefSeq and is a predicted model, not a curated record. NCBI's taxonomy places the organism in Eukaryota, Metazoa, Chordata, Actinopteri, Cypriniformes, Xenocyprididae. The coding region runs from base 329 to 3400 and encodes 1023 amino acids. The transcript is spliced from 3 exons. Gene Ontology annotation, biological process: defense response to virus; toll-like receptor signaling pathway; positive regulation of interleukin-6 production.